This is a messenger RNA of Dipodomys spectabilis (banner-tailed kangaroo rat), 1179 nucleotides long. RefSeq lists its product as uncharacterized. The transcript is spliced from 8 exons. Bases 16 to 921 code for a protein of 301 amino acids. Gene Ontology annotation, molecular function: methyltransferase activity. The record is from RefSeq and is a predicted model, not a curated record. Lineage: Eukaryota; Metazoa; Chordata; Mammalia; Rodentia; Heteromyidae.
GUUGGCUGGGGCGACAUGGACUUUCGCUCGGCUCAGCGGGCAGUCCUUCAGCUGCUCGGUUCUGUGGCUCCAGCCGACCGCACGGCGCUGCUCCAAUGGAUGCGAACUACCAGAGAUUUUGAUGAAUUCAUACAUGAUAAUACUGACAUUAUGUUGAAAAACAUAGCGGAUGACCUUCGGAACUGCUUGCCUCUAGAAACCAUGCUUUCUUCAGAACAUCUAGCUCUUCAAAAAAUACAGCAGCAGCCAGAACCCACAGUUCACGUUGAUGCAUUCCUUUAUGAUGAAGACUUUAUUGAUUCAUUAUGUGAGGAAGGAAAAAUGAGCAGAAACUACUGCAUGGCUUGUGGCUCCCAUCAGACAGCCCCUCUAGGAUUUCUUUCUCAUUCCUUCUCCAUCGUGGAGUUGAAGUUCAUUUAUCAUCAUGUACUCCCUGACCUGUCGGGAAAGGUCUUGGUUGACGUUGGCUCCAGACUUGGCACAGUCCUUUAUGGGGGUUACCUUUACAGUUCAGCUAUACAGCUCUAUGGAGUAGAAUUGAAUGGAGACUUUUGCCAAUUGCAGGAAAUGGUCAUUAAAAAAUACCAGUUCAGUGACAGAAUAAAGGUGCUUCAUGCAGACAUCUGUACCCAGGGCUCACUUCUGCAAAAUGCUGAUGUCAUCAUCAUGAAUAACGUCUUCGAAUAUUUUCUUAAUGAGACACAACAAGUCAGUGCCUGGGAAUAUAUCAGCCACAACGUAAGGAAAAAAGGAUCAUUAUUAGUGACAGUACCAAGUCUUGAAGAUUCUCUUUCAGGCCUUCAAACCAAUAUAGAGUUAUCCGUCUGGGUUGAAGAGGUACCACUGAACUAUGAGGUAUACCCACAAAAGGAUAUUGACAGAGAAGCCCUGGAACAAAUUCAUUUAUAUAAGAUUCUCUAGCUCUAAAGCAAUCCUAUCUACCUAGUACAGUGUUGCAUUGAGUGUAUUACAAAGUAAUGAGGAGACAUGCCAGUAUCCUACUACAAACUUUUCUGUAUAUUCUCUUUAUACUUUGUAUAUGAUUGCAUAGUUUUAUAUGUAUAUACAUACAUAUGGAUGCAUAUGUAGGUACAUAUACAACUCUGUUCUACUUUGUAUGAUAACAUAAUUAAAAUAUUUAUUUGGGGCUGGGAAGGUGGCUCAGUGGUAGAGCGCUUG